Molecule: messenger RNA, 1095 nt
Organism: Aureobasidium pullulans EXF-150
Lineage: Eukaryota; Fungi; Ascomycota; Dothideomycetes; Dothideales; Saccotheciaceae
Product: oxidoreductase
Exons: 2
Coding region: 114-1028 (304 amino acids)
Cellular component (GO): cytosol
Molecular function (GO): oxidoreductase activity
Source: RefSeq, a predicted model, not a curated record
CGCCUAAACUGUAAGUUCGGCUUAUAAAAGGUAGGAGGAAGCCUGCUCUGAACCAAUGCCUUCUACCAUCACUUUGGCAUCAAACGUACUAUUCUGCACGAUAAACAUCAAUCAUGGCAACUCCCUUCCCAUCACCGACCACGACCUGGCACUCCACCACUUAUUCUUCUCUGUCGCCUUUGCGCCCUGAGCUGUCUGCCAAAGGCAAGACUGUCAUCAUAACGGGAGGUGGCAGUGGCAUCGGCGCAGAGACAGCACGCUACUUCGCUCAAGCUGGAUCAUCACGUAUCGCCCUUCUCGGACGUAGAGAACAGCCUCUCCUCGAUAUCAAGGCUUCUAUCGAGCGCGAGCACGAUGGUUCCAAGGUCUUCAUCUUCCCUACCGAUGUCACCAAGAAGAGCGAAGUCGAUGCCACAUUCACCAAAUUCCUCGGAGACGACAAGGUUGACAUCUUGGUCAGCGGCGCUGCUGUCGUUGGGCCUCUAGAAUCGAUCGAACAUGUGAACAGCGAUAAGUUCAUGGACGCCAUCCAUACCAACAUUUCGGGUUCGUUGUUUGUCGCCCAGGCUUUCCUCAGGCAUGCGAGUCCCAAUGCGACCGUCGUCGAGAUUAACUCGUCCGCUGCGCACGUCAACUUUAGCCCCGGAUUCUCUGCCUACAGUAUUGGCAAGCUGGCGAUAUGUCGACUUUGGGAUUCUCUUGCCUUUGCAAACCCUGAGAUGUCCGUUUUUCAUCUUCAGCCCGGUAUCGUGGACACUGCAAUGAACAGGGAAGCAGGCGGUAUUGAUGCCAUUGGCUUUUCGGAUGAUGUUUCACUUCCUGCGAGCUUUAUCGUCUGGCUUGCAAGCCCUGAAGCACGUUUCUUGAGGGGGAAGUUCCUGUGGGCAAAUUGGGAUGUGAAUGAACUCAAGAAUCAGGCCCAGAAGAUCGAAGAGACGGCAUAUCUCAGCGUUGGUCUCGUCGGGUGGCCGUUCGAUGGUGGUAACUGGAAGCUUGAGACUGCUGAAGGCGCAUGGGAUAAUCUUUGAUGUAAGACAAUGAGGCUGUAACGCUCAUCUGUACUGCAACUAGGCAAAUAGCGUUGGAUAACAGGUC